GCUCUAGAAUGGCAGUGGCCAGUGGCGGAGAGCUUCCUGCAGCUGAGAAAGACAGAAAAUAGAGAAAAGGUAAAAAAGAGCAGACGAAGUUGGCGAGAAAACGCUGCCGCCGUGUCUCAGAAGCUCUCCUUCUUUGACUGAGUCUUUAACUCGUUCGAUCCCUUUCCCCGAUUCAACUCAGUCCUGUUUCAUUUCCCCCGUAUAGAAAACAAAAUCCUCUCUGCGAUUUUCUUCUUGAAAAUCUAGGGUUGCAUGAAUUAGGGUUUUGGAUUUGAGCUCAUAUCAACGAUGAUGAUCUCUCGAGGCCUCUUCGGGUGGUCCCCACCCCACAUCCAGCCGUUGACUCCGGUCUCGGAGGUCUCAGAGCCGCCGGAGUCUCCGUCGCCGUACAUGGACACGAACGUGGAGGGUGUGCCGAUUGAGGACGACAGUGGCGGGAUCGAGGACAUGGAGGAGAACGAGCCGCCGCCGGCUGCCGUACCGUUCUCGCAGUUGUUCGCCUGCGCUGACCGGCUCGAUUGGGUUCUGAUGGCCGUCGGAUCAGUGGCGGCCGCGGCCCACGGGAUGGCGCUGGUCGUGUACUUGCAUUUCUUCGGGAAGGUUUUGCAGCUGCUGAGAACUGUGGAACCGGAGUUGACGAGAGAGGAGCUGUUUGAUGAGUUCACGAAGCAUGCUUUGUACAUUGUUUACAUAGCCUCAGGCGUUUUUGCUGCUGGAUGGAUAGAGGUUUCAUGCUGGAUUCUUACUGGAGAGAGGCAGACUGCAGUCAUCAGAUCGAAGUAUGUCCAAGUAUUGCUAAAUCAGGACAUGAGUUUUUUUGACACAUAUGGGAACAACGGGGACAUCGUGAGUCAAGUAUUGAGUGAUGUGCUUCUCAUUCAAUCUGCUCUCAGUGAGAAAGUUGGUAACUAUAUUCAUAACAUGGCAACAUUUUUUGGUGGUCUUGUCAUUGGGCUGAUCAACUGCUGGCAGAUUGCUCUCCUAACCUUAGCCACUGGGCCAUUCAUUGUUGCUGCGGGAGGAAUAUCAAACAUAUUUCUGCACAGGCUUGCUGAAAAUAUUCAAGAUGCAUAUGCUGAGGCAGCAAGCAUUGCUGAGCAGGCAAUCUCUUACAUCAGGACAUUAUAUGCAUUCACGAAUGAGACAUUGGCGAAAUAUUCUUAUGCUACUUCGCUUCAAGCAACACUGAGAUAUGGUAUAUUGAUAAGUCUUGUGCAAGGACUUGGGCUUGGGUUUACAUAUGGACUUGCUAUCUGUUCAUGUGCUUUGCAACUUUGGGUUGGAAGGUUCCUGGUUACUCGUGAAAAAGCCAAUGGUGGUGAAAUUAUAACAGCUCUCUUUGCUGUUAUUCUGAGUGGCCUUGGGCUUAAUCAAGCAGCGACAAACUUCUAUUCAUUUGAGCAAGGGAGGAUUGCUGCUUAUAGACUAUUUGAAAUGAUAAGCCGUUCAACCUCUACCAUUAAUCAAGAUGGGAAUACUCUAUCCUUAGUGCAAGGAAACAUCGAGUUUCGGAAUGUAUAUUUCAGCUACCUAUCUCGUCCUGAAAUCCCUAUCUUAAGUGGGUUUUAUCUCACUGUACCUGCAAGAAAGACUGUAGCACUUGUUGGCAGGAAUGGUUCAGGAAAAAGCAGUAUAAUCCCUCUCAUGGAGCGUUUCUAUGAUCCUACAUUAGGAGAAGUUCUUUUGGAUGGGGAGAACAUUAAGAACUUGAAACUAGAAUGGUUGAGAAGCCAAAUAGGACUGGUCACCCAGGAACCUGCCCUGCUUAGUUUGAGCAUCAGGGAUAACGUUGCUUAUGGACGGCCAACUGCUACUUUGGAUCAGAUAGAAGAAGCAGCAAAGAAAGCACAUGCACAUGCAUUUAUCAGCUCACUUGAUAAAGGAUAUGAGACACAGGUGGGCAGGGCUGGUUUGGCACUAACUGAAGAGCAAAAGAUAAAACUUUCUGUUGCCAGGGCAGUGCUUUCAGAUCCAUCCAUUCUUCUGCUUGACGAGGUCACUGGUGGCCUUGAUUUUGAGGCGGAAAGAGCUGUUCAGGAGGCUCUGGAUAUCCUCAUGUUGGGACGCUCGACCAUCAUAAUAGCUCGGCGGCUGAGCCUUAUAAGGAAUGCUGACUUUAUAGCUGUGAUGGAGGAAGGCCAACUUGUUGAAAUGGGUACGCAUGAUGAAUUACUGACCCUGGAUGGCCUAUAUGCAGAGCUCCUUAAAUGUGAAGAAGCAGCAAAACUUCCUAAGAGGAUGCCAAGAAGGACCAAUAAAGAGACUUCAACUUUCCAAAUUGAAAAGGAUUCAUCAGCAAGUCACAACUUCCAAGAGUCAUCUUCUCCAAAGCUGAUCAAGUCGCCAUCUCUGCAGAGGGUGCAGGCUGUCCAUGCAUUUCGGCAGCAGGAUGCUAAUUUUAACUCACAUGAAUCAUCGAGGGGUCAGAGCCCGCCUUCAGAGCAAAUGUUUGAAAAUGGGAUGCCCUUAGAUGCACCAGAAAAAGCACUGUCCAUGAAGAGGCAGGAUAGCUUAGAAUUGAAACUGCCUGAGUUACCCAAAAUCGAGGUCCAUUCUUUACAUCAUCAAACAUCAAAUGCUUCAGACCCUGAGUCACCAAUAUCACCCCUUUUGACCUCUGAUCCUAAAAAUGAGCGCUCGCAUUCAAAGACCUUUAGUCGAACCCUCUAUCAAUUUGAUGAAAUCCCUCUGAGACAACGGGACUCGAAGGAUUUGCAAGAUCAGAAACCUCCUUCCUUUUGGAGGCUUACAGAACUCAGCUUUGCGGAGUGGUUCUAUGCUCUUCUCGGAAGCAUUGGUGCAGCUGUAUUUGGUUCUUUUAAUCCCCUUCUUGCUUACAUUCUCGCACUGAUCGUGGAGGCAUAUUAUAGAUCUAGUCAUCAUCACUUACGCCUGGAUGUGGAUAGGUGGUGCCUGAUCAUUGCAUGCAUGGGUGUUGUGACAGUUGUUGCCAAUUUUCUGCAGCACUUCUAUUUUGGUAUCAUGGGGGAGAAAAUGACUGAGCGAGUUAGGAGAAUGAUGUUUUCAGCCAUGUUGCGGAAUGAAGUUGGAUGGUUUGAUGAAGAGGAGAACAGUGCAGACACAUUAUCAGUUCGCUUGGCAAAUGAUGCCACAUUUGUUCGUGCUGCUUUUAGUAACCGGCUUUCUAUAUUUAUCCAAGACACUGCUGCUGUAAUUGUGGCUCUUCUCAUUGGGAUGCUUCUACAAUGGCGAUUGGCAGCUGUUGCUUUGGCCACCCUACCUAUUCUUACAGUUUCUGCUAUUGCUCAGAAGCUGUGGCUUGCUGGUUUCUCAAGAGGCAUUCAGGAGAUGCACAGGAAGGCCUCUUUGGUCCUCGAGGAUGCUGUUCGAAACAUCUACACUGUCGUCGCAUUCUGUGCUGGUAACAAAGUCAUGGAGCUGUACAGACUGCAGCUUGUGAAAAUUUUCAAGCAGAGUUUCCUACACGGAAUGGCUAUCGGUUUUGCCUUCGGCUUCUCACAGUUCCUGCUUUUUGCUUGCAAUGCCCUCCUCCUCUGGUUCGCAGCUGUCUCUGUGAAAAAGCACAAUCUGAGCCUCCAGACAGCGCUCAAAGAGUACAUGGUGUUUUCUUUUGCAACUUUUGCACUUGUGGAGCCAUUCGGUCUUGCACCAUACAUACUCAAACGGAGGAAAUCGCUCAUAUCAGUAUUUGAAAUCAUAGAUCGUGUCCCAAAGAUAGACCCAGAUGACCACACUGGCCUUAAACCACCUAACGUCUAUGGAAGCCUCGAGCUGAAGAAUGUAGAUUUCUGUUAUCCAACUCGUCCAGAUGUGAUGGUAUUGAGCAAUUUCAGUCUUAAAAUUAACGGUGGGCAAACUGUAGCCGUGGUGGGUGUUUCAGGGUCUGGAAAGAGCACGAUAAUUGCUUUGAUAGAGAGGUUCUAUGAUCCAGUUGCUGGGCAGGUUUUGCUGGAUGGUCGAGAUCUGAAUAUGUUCAACUUAAGGUGGUUGAGGAACCACCUGGGCCUGGUUCAGCAGGAACCUAUCAUCUUUUCGACGACCAUAAGGGAGAACAUAAUAUAUGCAAGGCAUAAUGCAACUGAAGCCGAGAUGAAAGAGGCAGCGAGAAUAGCGAAUGCCCACCACUUCAUUAGCAGCUUGCCUAAUGGUUACGACACACACAUAGGCAUGCGGGGUGUGGAUCUGACACCGGGACAGAAGCAGAGGAUUGCAAUUGCUCGGGUUGUGCUGAAGAAUGCGCCCAUCUUGUUAUUAGAUGAGGCAAGUUCCGCUAUUGAGUCCGAGUCGAGCCGGGUUGUCCAGGAGGCCCUUGAUACGCUGAUCAUGGGGAACAAGACAACCAUUCUCAUCGCACACCGAGCAGCGAUGAUGAGACAUGUGGACAAUAUUGUAGUUCUCAAUGGUGGUCGAAUCGUUGAGCAGGGGACCCAUGAUUCACUAUUAGCGAUGAACGGUUUGUAUGUGCGGCUGAUGCAGCCUCAUUUCCCAAAGGGCUUUCGGCAACAUCGACUUGUUUAGACAGGCAGUUUUUGCAGAUGAAUCUACAGUUGGUUUCAUUCUCUUCCACCCAUUUUCUGCACGCCGGGAAUGCCUAUGACGCUUGAAGUCUUCAUCGGUGGUUGUAUACUUGAAUGGGUGGAGAAGGGAACUAAUGGGUUUUUAGAGUUCUGCUUAUCCCACAUGCACCCCCACACAUGGCAACACAUUCCAACCUGGCAUGGGUGUGGGACAUCGUUUUGGGGGACAGUGGGCAUGCAUCAGGUGGCCACACCAUGAAAAAAAAAAAAGCCCAUCGAAAGAAAUAAAAAAUAAAAAAUCAACACAUUAGAUGAACCACACAUGUAAAUUGAAUACAGACCCCUGGCAUUCUUUCAAGCUCUCAAUUGGUUUCUUAUGUGUGGCCCAUGAUGGUGGGGACCACCUGAUUAACUGCCAAGAUGGUACGUGUGGCUGUUCAUGGAGGUGCAUGUGGGUGUAGCAGAGCUCGGGACUUGUAACGGUGAGUGUUUGGGUUGGGGUUGGCAGUCGACAUUGUUCAGUUGUAAGAUUGGAAUUGGGGUUGUCCAGUUUGCGGGGUUGACAAGCACUUAAAAAAGGCCACGAGCUCUGAUACAAGUUUGUGAUGCAUUCUUUUGGAGGCAAAUGUGGGCAGGUUCGCAACACCUCCAUGUUAUAUAUUUGUUUUGUUAUCAAUCAAAGAAAACUUCUGUCA
Molecule: messenger RNA, 5194 nt
Organism: Magnolia sinica
Lineage: Eukaryota; Viridiplantae; Streptophyta; Magnoliopsida; Magnoliales; Magnoliaceae
Product: ABC transporter B family member 20-like
Exons: 11
Coding region: 289-4500 (1403 amino acids)
Biological process (GO): transmembrane transport
Cellular component (GO): membrane
Molecular function (GO): ABC-type transporter activity; ATP hydrolysis activity; ATP binding
Source: RefSeq, a predicted model, not a curated record